Manis pentadactyla (Chinese pangolin) is the source of this 2451-nucleotide messenger RNA. RefSeq names its product ST6 N-acetylgalactosaminide alpha-2,6-sialyltransferase 2 (gene ST6GALNAC2). Gene Ontology annotation, molecular function: sialyltransferase activity. Bases 129 to 1253 code for a protein of 374 amino acids. The record is from RefSeq and is a predicted model, not a curated record. The transcript is spliced from 9 exons. Lineage: Eukaryota; Metazoa; Chordata; Mammalia; Pholidota; Manidae.
CCGCGGGAGCAGAGGGAGGGCAGGGCCGGGCGGGGCAGGCGGCCGCCUCCAGGAGUGCAGCCCGGCCCAGCCCGGCCUCUCCUCUCCCCCCGGGACGGCGACGGACGGGGCGCCCGCGGCCGGGCUGCAUGGGGCUCCCGCGCGGCCGGCUCUUCUGGCUGCUGCUCCUGCUCGCGGCCGCCUGCUCCGGGAUCCUGCUCGCCCUGUACUCCUCGGCGGUGGAGCCGUACCCGGGGCCCCGCUCCAGAGCCAGGAACACCACAUCACCUGAAGCAUUCUUUCGAUUCAAGACAUCGAAUUCUGGUGCAGGAAAGAGCUGGCCCUGCCCACGCCCUCUACAUCUUGCCAUCCAGCGGCACCACCACUUUCGGGACGUGUUCAAUCUCUCCACUCCAGUGCUGCUGUCAGGGCCUCUCUUCACCCAGGACCUCUGGGACAGCCUGAGCCAGCACAAAGCCCCCUACGGCUGGCAGGGGCUCUCGCGCCAAGCCAUCACCUCCACCCUGAGCCUCCUGAACAGCUCUGAGAGCGCCCAGCUGUUUGCGGCUUCCAGGCCGCCACUUCGGGGCUGCAUUCGGUGUGCGGUGGUGGGUAACGGAGGCAUUCUGAAUGGUUCCGGCCAGGGUUUGAACAUCGAUGCCCAUGACUAUGUGUUCAGACUCAAUGGUGCUGUGAUGAAAGGCUUUGAGAAUGAUGUGGGUACCAAGAUCUCCUUCUACGGUUUCACUGUGAAUACGAUGAAGAACUCCCUCAUCUCCUACUGGAACCUCGGCUUCACCUCUGUGCCACAAGGACAGGACCUGCGUUACAUCUUCAUCCCCUCAGACAUCCGUGACUAUGUGAUGCUGAGGUCAGCCAUUCUCGGUGAGCCCGUCCCAGAGGGCCCUGAUAAAGGGGACAGGCCUCAGACCUAUUUUGGACCAGAAGCCUCUGCCAGUAAAUUCAAGCUUCUACAUCCAGACUUCGUCAGCUACCUGACAGAGAGGUUUUUGAAAUCAAAGUUGAUUAACACAAAUUUUCGAGACCUAUAUAUGCCUAGCACUGGGGCCCUCAUGCUGCUAACAGCUUUGCAUACCUGUGAUCAGGUUAGUGCCUAUGGAUUUAUCACAGAGAACUACUGGAAAUUCUCGGACCACUAUUUUGAGCGAGUAAAGCAGCCACUCAUAUUCUAUGCAAACCACGAUCUGCCCCUAGAAGCUACCUUGUGGAAGAACCUGCACGCGGCUGGCAUUCUCCAGCUGUACCAGCGCUGACCCUGAAGCACCCAAGCCCUUUGCUCUGGCAGAACUGUGGCCCUCAUCCCCUCAAACGGCCAAAGCUGCCUGUCAACCCUUAGGGGCUCCAACUCCCCUCAACCCACUCCUUCCCUCCAGAUGACUACGAGGAGGAUUUGUGGCUGUCACUGAAGCCUGUCCAUUGUGGGACACCCCAUCUUCUCCAUGGCCCAUUGAAGAAAAUUCUUCUGUGUUUAAGAUGGAUAUCCCAACCUUGGUCAAGGAAAAAUGGACUGCUCUGCUGGGUGUUUCAAAACUGAAGAAAACACUCCCUAGAUGAGAUCAUGACCUGUACCAGCGAAGGGCAGGUAUACUUCCAAGCUAAGUAUCUCAAAGCCAGCAGCUGGAACCGAGGGACUUCAGAAGUCCAUGGAGAGACUCAAGACCCUUUGGUUAACUGACAUCAAGCAGCAGAACAGGCAAGCACACUCCGCAGCCAAAAUCCUCCCACUACCAUGUCCAGUACAAACUCCAAAGCUAAUUCAACUCAAGGACACAACCACUCUGUGAACAUGACCAACUUCUGCCCGACAAAGUGGGAGCACAACAGGCAGAAGGUAAUUUGAAACUUAACUGCAUAAAUGACAGUGACCAUUUUGUUUGCAUUGGGAUAGUACACCACACAGGGUGGCUAGUGUGGCAGGAAUGUUCUGGUAUUUGAUGGGUCAACUGCACAGAAGGAUGCCUCUGAGGGAAGUCCUAUCAGAGAUGUAUUACCUUGUCACCAAAAGGAUGUCACCAGGUAAUGAACCCUCAGCCUCACACCAUGGCUUCAAUUUGGACUUAGUUGAUAGGCAGUUUCAUCUUUGACAAGAUUAUAUAGACUCUAUUAGAAAUGUAAGAAGUCUCAACCAACCAAGUCAUCCUCAUACAGCCCAUAAGCCUGGGAUUCAGUGUUCCAAGUAGUGUGGACUGGGCCACACAGUCUCAUGUGCUACAUCAUACAAGAGAAAGGUGGGUGCCUCCACAGGCUGGCUGGCAAGAAGCUUCCCAGGGGAGCACCAGGGGAGCAUCUAUUAAGGUCGGUCUAUUCAUCAAGGCCCAGGACCUGGUCUCUGGUUCUGUGGUUUAGAAGGCUGAUCCUGUUCAACAUGAUUAACAAGAGGGACGAACUCUGUCACCAGAAUCAAAGUACUGCUAUAGAAAUUCAGAGGCAGGUGGUAAAAAUGGACAUUUG